CACGGCUGGCGCGGGCGGGCCCGUCCCCCCUGCCCCUGGGUCGCUCUUUUUAAGCUCCCCUGAGCCGGGGCUGCGCUCCUCUAAUUGGGACUCCGAGCUCCGGCUAUUUCUGGCGCUGGCGCGGCUCCAAGAAGGCAUCCGCAUUUGCUACCAGCGGCGGCGGCGGCGGAGCCAGGCCGGUCCUCAGCGCCCAGCACCGUCGCUCCUAGCAGCCCGGAGCUCGCACCACAGGCCGGCGACCGAGCUCGCGCAUCCACCUGCUCCAUAGAGAAGGGAAGAUGAGCGAGUCGAGCUCGAAGUCCAGCCAGCCCUUGGCCUCCAAGCAGGAAAAGGACGGCACUGAGAAGCGAGGACGAGGCAGGCCUCGCAAGCAGCCUCCGGUGAGUCCUGGGACGGCGCUGGUAGGGAGUCAGAAGGAGCCCAGCGAAGUGCCAACACCUAAGAGACCUCGGGGCAGACCAAAGGGGAGCAAAAACAAGGGCGCUGCCAAGACUCGGAAAACCACCACGACUCCGGGGAGGAAACCGAGGGGCAGACCCAAAAAACUGGAGAAGGAGGAAGAGGAGGGCAUCUCCCAGGAGUCCUCAGAGGAGGAGCAGUGACUGUGCCGUGCCACCCGCUUCCUCACGGAGGAGCAGUUUCCUUCUGGGACUGGACAGCUCCACUCCCACUGCCCCCACCCUGCCUCCAGACCCCAGUCACCUCCACCCAUCUGCGCCUCCCGCACCGCCACACUACACAGCACACCAGCCGCUGCGGGGCCCCGGUGGCCCGAGUGGGGAGCCGUUUUCCUUCAGUCUCAAUUCCCAGCAACCCUUCUUUGCCCACCCACUUUCAUUCACUUGCCCUCCUGGACAAAGCUGACUUCCCACUUAGCCGCACCUAGCGCCUGUUUGGUCCCCGCUCCCUUGGUGGUGGGGGCAUUGCUGACUGGGCCCCUGGUUUGGGGGUCCCUUCCCCACUCGUACCUCUGGCUUCCCAUUAAGGGAGCCUGGGAGGGCUCCCCUGGCCUUAAAGGGGCCUGAGCCCCGUCUCACUCUGACACGCCCACUCCACUGUACUGGUGGCAGCAGCCCGUGUGGCCAUGGAUAGGGCCUUUGGGCCCCAAGAUGCCCACUCUCCUUUCUUCCUCGCCUUGCCUAGUCCCGGCACUAGGUUGGACAGGCCCCCCUGGGGCACGAGAAGGAAGGCAGGAGGGGUGUGAGCCCCCUACCCGUCUGCUUCCACUCAGCCUCUGAGUUUCCCCUCUCCUCACAUGGGGCACUAACAAGGAGCUAGCCUUGCCCACUCCCACCCCCGCUCCACCCCACCCUGUCCCCCAAGGUUCUGGUUCCAUCUUUCCUCUGUUCACAAACUACCUCUGGACAGUUGUGUUGUUUUGUGUUCAACGUUUCAUUCUUAGACAUCUGUCAUUGCUGCUGCUACCAGCGCCAAAUGUCCAUCCUCACUGCCUCCUGUUCUGCCCACACUCCCCUCCAAGAUGCUCUUGGGAAGGGGCCAGGGGCAAAGCAGGCUGGGAACCGACUACCCCAGUCCCAGGGAAGGUGGGGCUCUGCCCCUAGGAUGCUGCAGCAGAGUGAGGCCUGUGUUGAUGGCCGAGAGUGUAGGGUCACCUUCUCUCCCCUGUUCUGCUGGGGAGGAGGUGGCAUUAUUUGUCCCAGCCUGGGGCCCCCCCUCUGGUUUCCUAUUUGCAGUUACUUGAAUAAAAAAAAAAUCCUUUUCUGGA
Molecule: messenger RNA, 1726 nt
Organism: Phyllostomus discolor (pale spear-nosed bat)
Lineage: Eukaryota; Metazoa; Chordata; Mammalia; Chiroptera; Phyllostomidae
Gene: HMGA1
Product: high mobility group AT-hook 1
Exons: 6
Coding region: 279-602 (107 amino acids)
Biological process (GO): regulation of DNA-templated transcription
Cellular component (GO): nucleus; chromatin
Molecular function (GO): DNA binding; transcription coregulator activity
Source: RefSeq, a predicted model, not a curated record